This is a messenger RNA of Theobroma cacao (cacao), 1752 nucleotides long. RefSeq lists its product as uncharacterized. NCBI's taxonomy places the organism in Eukaryota, Viridiplantae, Streptophyta, Magnoliopsida, Malvales, Malvaceae. Gene Ontology annotation, molecular function: sequence-specific DNA binding; catalytic activity; DNA-binding transcription factor activity. Gene Ontology annotation, biological process: regulation of DNA-templated transcription. Gene Ontology annotation, cellular component: nucleus. The record is from RefSeq and is a predicted model, not a curated record.
ACAGACGAUGGAUGCUAGGGACUGAAUCAAACCCAUUUCCCAUAACACCAAUUAAUUUCAUUUUCAACGAGUAAACCUAUUCUUUUCCCUCUAGUUUUUUCGGUUUAUAAAAAGGGGAGAAAAUUGGCCAUUUGUCAACUGUGUAUGCAUAAUAGGAUCUGUCAACUGUUUUCUCCUCCUAGCAAUUUAAAUUUGUUCUCUUUUAUGAUGGCUAAAAGAAAUGGGAUGAGUUGGUCAGAUGGCAAGAAAGAUCAAUGCAUUGGGGUCUUUUCUUUGACCAGGAAUUCAAGCUAAGGGCAUCCUACUUUUUAUGUCGAUUAGUUUCUGUUCCUAUACAUAAGGUAAAUCCCAAAGUUUUCUGUCUUAAAUUGGAGUCAGGGACUUAUCCGAGGAUACUCCAUUUGAUGUUUACUUAUGCAGCUACUUAUUUUGAAAGUUGUUAGUUAAGUACAGUAAAUUUGGUGAGGUUUUGAAGUUAGUAGUAUAUAAAUCUUGGCCUUGGCUGUGAGUUAUAAAUUCACUUGAGGUUCAAGACUCAAAGUUUCCGGGUCUUUAGUCAGAUAGAGGCAUGUCAUCCUUAAGGAAAAGUAGUACAAGUUCUAGUGAAGAUGAUGCUGAGCAGCUCAGAAGAGGGCCUUGGACUCUGGAGGAGGACUCUCUCCUCAUUCAUUAUAUUGCUCGCCAUGGCGAAGGCCGAUGGAAUUCGCUUGCAAAACGUGCAGGCCUAAGGAGAACUGGCAAGAGUUGCAGGCUGAGAUGGCUAAAUUAUCUGAAACCAGAUGUUAAACGUGGAAACCUUACUCCACAAGAGCAGUUUUUAAUCCUUGACCUCCAUUCGAAGUGGGGUAACAGGUGGUCCAAGAUCGCACAACAUUUACCAGGAAGAACGGACAAUGAGAUCAAGAAUUACUGGAGAACCCGUGUGCAGAAACAGGCGCGCCAUCUUAAGGUCGAUGCGAAUAGCACAGCAUUUCAAAACGUUAUUCGAUGUUAUUGGAUACCAAGAUUGCUUCAAAAGAUGGAAGGGUCAUCCUCUUUUUCAUCCAUGGCAUCCGAAAACUCAACAGUUCCUCAAUCUCUAGACCAAGCUUCUCAGCAUCAAGCAUUAAUGACGCUGCAACAAGUACCAGGGCAGGGGCCUGGUAACCUAAGUGAAGCAGUACAGAAUUUGGAUCAUCAGGAGCAGAAUUCAGACUCAGAGCACUGUGCAAGUUCGUGUGUUUCUUCUUCAGAAUCCAUGAAUAAUAUCUCACAAAUAUCUCAAUUUGCAGAAUACCAAACAAGUCCUUUUCGCAUCAUUGGUAACAAUGACUACAACAACACACUUGCAAAGGAUUGCUACUAUGACAUGGAAGCCAUCAACCUGGCAUCCACAUCAGCGCCUGGGGAUUUUGCGAACCCGGUUGGCGAUUGCCACAUGCCAGAAAACAACUGGUUUAGCAAUGGUUUUGCAGAUGACCUAUGGAGCAUGGGGGAACUGUGGGAACUUAGGAACUUGAAUUGAAGGGGAACCCUGUCUGGUUUUUGUUUAUGACAGUUCACCAAUAGUUCAUUCAUUGGCUUUUGACAGGUUGAUUUCCUGAGUUUAAUUGUCUCAUAAGAUCCCAUAUUAUUAUUUUUUUCUAUUUUAAGGUUUUGUCCAUAAGUUACAGCAACUGUGGAUUCAAAGUUUCUCAAGUUGUGAGCAUAAACUAAUUAAUUUAUGUCUAUAUAUAGAUAUAUUUGAAAAAAGAAGGAUUUGAAUGCGAUUCA